AUGACGAGCCGCCUCAAAUCACAAUGUCCGGACCACACAGGCUCGGUAUCGAAACGUAAAAGAGCCCCCCUUGAGACUCCAGUUUUUACCAACGAUGACACCUCCGAGCGGAUAGGGGAUCAGGGUAUAGACAUCGACAAGGAGAAACCUAAGAGACGACGGCGAAAACCACAGAGCCAAGAAUCAUUGGAUACUUCUACGCGGACUGCCGCCGGACAUGAUGACGAGACACAGGCUCCUUCUCAGCCAUCAGCAGAGAAAUCCAUAACUAGGAGCACGGCUAAAAAGGGGGCAAGACGGAAAGGUCGGGUCAGAGAUACUGUGACUUCGACUAAACAGACACCGUCGACACCAUGGCCGGAACCGUUCAAGAGACUGUCGAGGACGCAUCGCGCGCUGAACCUAGUGUAUACAUUCUGUUGUACACGGAAGCAUUUUGCUACGACGUUUGAGAAUAUCAAGAAGGCAGUGCAGGGACAGAUGGGUGGUAGCGAUGAGCUAACCGUUGAAGAUGUUGCGCGCGUUAGGACCCUUGUCCCACGGGCUGUACGCUUUGAGUACGUGGAUGAGGCGAAGUUGGAGGUGAUGGCCACUGGGGAUAAGGAGAUGCUUAAGACGUUCGGUCGCGAUGAAGACAGUGGUGACUCCGAGACGGCAAAGGUGAUGCUAUUUGAGUUUGUGGAUGGGGAUCUGAAAAGGCAGCGUCCCACGACUGGGGACACGACAAAACCGGUCCGGAGGAUGAGAGACGAGGAUUUGAAAAUGCCGGUAUACAGUCAGAAGCAGAUGUUGGGAUUGAUCGAGAAGCGGAACAAGAAGUUCUCUGAUGCAAUCGAUGCGUUCUUGGUGAAGUGUGAGGAUGAACGCACGGAUCCGGUUGAAAGACUGGAACGGGAAAAGAACUCUUGGGUUCCUGUGCUUCCUGAGAGUGAGGAUGGACAUCAUGCUCGGGCCGAAUCGAAGCCGCCGCAGGAGAUCCCGAAGGAACGCAAGUCUAUGUCCGAGAUCAUCGCGGAUAUCCGCGAGAUGAAUUGGUACACAGCUCAGAUUGUACCAGAGGGACACCGAGUGUUUGAUGCCCAGCCUCCGGUGUAUGGAGAGUUGACCUUUCGACUGUCGCAAAAUCUUGUCAAUGCCUUGUAUAACGCCAAGAGGAUCACGCAGUUCUAUUCCCACCAGGCGGAAGCGAUCAACCACCUGUAUGAGGGUCACCAUGUCAUAGUUUCAACUUCUACCAGCUCAGGAAAGUCGCUGAUCUAUCAGGUGCCGAUGCUACAUGAGCUAGAGAAAGACCAUGGUAGUCGAGGAUUGUAUAUAUUUCCAACCAAGGCGCUUGCACAGGAUCAGAGACGCAGCAUGAAAGAGCUAUUGCAGUACAUGGAAGGCCUGCAGGAUGUCAUGGUGGAGACGUUCGACGGCGAUACUCCCAUGGGGGACCGGAAUCUCAUACGCGAUGAGGCGCGGAUUGUCUUCACCAACCCUGAUAUGCUACAUAUCACGGUCCUGCCGCAGGAAAGCUCCUGGCAGACUUUUCUUAAAAACCUGAAAUUCGUCGUGGUGGACGAACUGCACGUCUAUAAUGGCCUUUUUGGAUCCCAUGUCGCGUUUAUCAUGCGACGAUUGCGCCGGAUCUGUGCCGCGGUAGGGAACAGGCAUAUCCGAUUCAUUUCCUGCUCCGCCACUGUGGCCAACCCGGAAGACCACAUGCACGCCAUUUUCGGCGUCGACGAGGUCAAGUUGAUAGACUUCGACGGUUCCCCAUCUGGCCGGAAGGAAUUUAUCUGUUGGAACACACCUUUCAAAGACCCCGACGACCCAACGUCCGGGCGUGGAGACAGCGUCGCCGAAACAGCACGGCUGUUUUGCCAACUCAUUCUCAGGGGGGCAAGGGUGAUCGCAUUCUGCCGGAUUCGACGACUAUGUGAGGUCCUCCUUCAAGCUGCGCGGACUGAAUUCCACAAUCUCGAAAGACCCGAGAUUGGUAAGCUAGUCAUGGGUUACCGCGGCGGAUACAGUCCGCAAGACCGACGUCGUAUCGAGAAAGAAAUGUUCGAAGGACAGUUGAUGGGCAUCGUGGCCACCAACGCUCUGGAGUUGGGCGUUGACAUAGGCUCUCUCGACGCUGUUAUCACUAUGGGUUUCCCAUACUCCAUCUCCAACCUGCGCCAGCAGAGCGGACGCGCCGGACGUCGGAACAAGGACUCUCUCUCUGUGCUGGUAGGAGAUCGAUAUCCUACUGACCAGCACUAUAUGAAGAAUCCGGAGGAGCUCUUCACCAAGCCUAACUGCGAGUUGCAGGUGGAUCUGACCAACGAGCUCAUCCUCGAAGGACAUGUGCAGUGCGCUGCAUUCGAGAUGCCCAUCCGCCCCGAUGAGGACCGUGUCUACUUCGGCCAGCAACUCCCUGACUUAGCGGCGACUCGUCUUGUGCGCGACGGUCUGGGCUUCUACCACUGCGAUGAAAGGUUCCGCCCGCAGCCCUCGCGCUGCGUCUCAAUCCGUGACACUGAAGACCAGCAUUUCGCCAUCAUUGACGUCACGAACACGCGAAACCUCGUCCUGGAGGAAGUCGAGGCGUCUCGGGCGUUGUUCACCAUCUACGAGGGCGGCAUUUUCCUGCACCAGGGUCACACAUACCUUGUGAAGGAACUUAACCCAGACCAACGGUUUGCACGCGUGGUCCGCGUCCGUGUCGACUGGAGCACAAUGCAGCGCGACUUCACAGACAUCGACCCGAUUGAAACGGAAACCAUACGAUCUAUCACCAAUACGCCGACGGGCUCUUCGCCCUCGCGCGCAUUUUACGGCUCGGUGCGUAUCCACGCAGUGGUGUAUGGAUUUUUCAAGAUCGACAAACAGGGUCGCGUCCUCGACGCUGUAGCGGUCGAUAACCCACCGAUCGAUAUCUUCACCAAAGGCAUGUGGCUGGAUGUGCCUAAAUCUGCUCUUGAUAUCCUCAAAUCAAGACAUCUCAACAUCGCCGCCGCCAUCCACGCCGCCGAACACGCCGUGCUUUCCCUGCUGCCUAGUUUCGUAAUCUCCUCGCCUGGUGACAUCCGCACCGAGUGCAAGGUCGCCAAAAAAGAGCUCGGCAGGAACCUCAAACUGGCUGUGGAAGCCCAGAAUCAGAGCACGGCCCAGGAGAACAUCCGUAAGCUGCUUCAACCCCCUGCGCGCCAACGACCUGCUCGGUUGACCUUCUACGACGCCAAGGGGGGCCCAUGCGGCUCCGGAAUCGCAGGAAAAGCGUUUGAAUUCAUCGACGUGCUCCUGCGUCGGGCGGUCUCGCGCGUCGAUACAUGUCUGUGUGUGACCCCCCAGGGGUGUCUGGAAUGUGUCUGUGAUGAGCGAUGCAAGGAGAUGAACUCGGUGAUGAGCAAGGCCGGUGCAGGUGUCGUGUUACGGUGUUUGCUUGGGUGGGAGGUGGAUGUGGACUCUUUACCGUGGGGAGAGAAUGUGGAUGGUGAUGAUGGACUGGGUGAACUGGCAGGGGGAUUAGAGACUGUGGUCCCAGCUAUAGAGGUGCCUUUUCGUCAUUCUGAGACCAAUGAAUGA
Molecule: messenger RNA, 3555 nt
Organism: Aspergillus tanneri
Lineage: Eukaryota; Fungi; Ascomycota; Eurotiomycetes; Eurotiales; Aspergillaceae
Product: ATP-dependent 3'-5' DNA helicase
Exons: 1
Coding region: 1-3555 (1184 amino acids)
Molecular function (GO): ATP binding; nucleic acid binding
Source: RefSeq, a predicted model, not a curated record